Messenger RNA from Sesamum indicum (sesame), 1162 nucleotides. Its product is annotated as serine/arginine-rich SC35-like splicing factor SCL30A. NCBI's taxonomy places the organism in Eukaryota, Viridiplantae, Streptophyta, Magnoliopsida, Lamiales, Pedaliaceae. The record is from RefSeq and is a predicted model, not a curated record. Gene Ontology annotation, molecular function: RNA binding.
CCCUCCACAUGAGUUCCAAAUCGCUCUGCCUAUAAAUUACCCUUUGCCCUAAACGCCACCAAACAACGCUUUACUCUCUACUCCGCCCGUCGGCUCUCUCUCUCAUUAUCUCCGCCGCUGUUUCUCACUCUCUCUGUGCCCGCUCUGUUUUUUCAGUGACCAGGAUUUAAUUCUUCCAAAAUGAGGGGAAGAAGUUACACCCCUUCACCACCAAGAGGUUAUGGUAGGAGAGGCAGGAGCCCUGAACCAAGAGGACGCUAUGGUAGAGGAGAUGCUCCAACUAGUCUUUUAGUGCGUAAUCUUCGCCAUGACUGCAGGCCAGAAGACUUGAGGAGGCCUUUCGGCCAAUUUGGCCCUCUCAAGGACAUCUAUCUACCAAGGGAUUAUUACUCAGGUGAGCCACGAGGCUUUGGGUUUGUACAGUAUGUGGACCCGGCUGAUGCCGCAGAAGCCAAAUAUCAGAUGGAUGGUCAGAUUUUUCAAGGUCGGGAGCUCACUGUUGUUUUUGCUGAGGAGAACAGGAAGAAGCCCACUGAAAUGAGAGCCAGGGAACGAGGAGGAAGAGGUCGUGUUUAUGAUAGGAGGAGGUCUCCACCACGAUAUUCACGCUCUCCCCGAUAUUCUCGUUCCCCUCCUCCACACUAUGGGAGGUCUCCGUCUCGCAGCCGUGAUUAUUACUCUCCUCCUAAGAGAAGAUACUCGAGGUCCGUGUCCCCCCGUGACAAAAGGUACAGUCGAGAGAGGUCAUAUUCACGUUCUCCAGCGCGAGACCAUUCUCCGCCCUAUAAUGGCCCGAGGAACCACAGUGGGAGCCCAGCGAGAGAACGUUCACCAUAUGGUUCAAGGAGCCGCAGCCAAAGUCCAGGUCGGGCCCGUUCCCCAGUCCGUGCUCGGAGCGCAAGCCGCAGCAGAAGCAGGAGCCCUUAUCCUGCAGAGUACCCAAAGGAGGGCAGGAGGGAUAGGUCUCCCAGCCAGUGAGGACCAGCACUGGUUUAAAUGGGAAAAGAAGGGGUGUUCUGUUGUGUAUUAUCUUAACUUCUCUAAAGUUUCGUAGUUAUCUGCCUUUGUACGGCUAUUGUUGUCUGGACUUGAGAAGUUUUCCUAAUUCUGUGAUCUGGAUUGUGGGAUUAUGCUUUGACUAGCAUUUAUUUUGAAGUGAUUA